Molecule: messenger RNA, 3519 nt
Organism: Dichomitus squalens LYAD-421 SS1
Lineage: Eukaryota; Fungi; Basidiomycota; Agaricomycetes; Polyporales; Polyporaceae
Exons: 14
Coding region: 1-3519 (1172 amino acids)
Molecular function (GO): calcium ion binding
Source: RefSeq, a predicted model, not a curated record
AUGGUUGAAGCAGAUGUCACUGCCGUACAGGGUCUCACGUCUCCCUUGCAGCUGGUGACGUCAACAGAGCCUGGGAAGGCGAUACGGCACACCAUCUCCACGAUUGUGGACGGCAUACCGGCAUUGCUCAAGGUACUGGAUAUUGUCGCCAAGAGUCAUCCCUUCAUUGCAAUUGCCGUCGGCGCAUUCCGAGUUGCAGUCGAGCUUGAUCUCAAACGGAGGGACAAUGACAAAAAGAUCUCGCUGCUUUUCGUGGAAAUGAGGGACAUGAUGGCUGUGCUUGUGCAGCUCAAAGAUGUCAACAGAGACAAGCGUGCGGGAGACGAUAACACGACUAUUUCUGGUCGUAUGCAGCACCUUGUCGAGAAAACCGAGCAGGACAUCAGGAAGUGCGCUAACGCAUGCAACGCAUAUGCCAAGAAGAAUAUUCUGUCAAAGGUCGUACACAGCUCGGCCUGGGAUGGCGAGUUCAAGGGAUACAUACAAGGAUUCACGACUCGGCGUGGCGAGUUUGAAUUUGCGCUGUCAAUCUACAUCGGGCGCGCGGUGAACAAUGUGACCGACAAGCUCGUGAGCAUGGAGGAGAAGUGCGCAUUUGUUCUUCUAAUGGACCGUGUCCUUCGUUAUCUCGACGCGUGCACAUCCCCAGAGGAGCGAGAGCUUGCGAGGCAAGUGGACCUACGAGGCGGUCCACAAGCAGUCAUGCAGGACGAGAAGCUCCUCAAGGAGGUGUCCGAGUACCGAACAGGACCAUCCGGUUCUGAUCGCAAAGCUCGCACGAAAGGCGUUGUGGAUGAGUUCAAGGCCCUUCAGACUGAUCUUCAAACCGAUGUCCAGACGUCGAUCCACCAAAACAUGGAGCAGUUCCAGGCGAAGUUCCUGGUACAGCAACGAGAGCUCGAGGAGCAAAUGCGGCGGGCAAUGCAUCGCGAAGGUGACCGCAUCAUCGACGCGGUCAACGCUGGACCUCAUGACAAAAUCAUUGAUCCAGACAUCCACGAGAUGUGGAAAGAAAUGCGUUGGCGUGGAAGCGUUAAGGACCGACACUUCGUGCUUGCGCUCCGCGAAUACUUCCGUGAGAAGCUUGAUCAGCUCAAGAAGACGAAUGACAGUGAGACGCCCUCCGUGCCAAGCCAUCGACUGAGCGAAGAGGACGAAUGGAGCAUGGAAUACAUCCACAUCACCCGAGUCCAGCCCAUCAUCGAGGCCUUCGAUGAUGACGGCUCUGGCUUCAUCACUGUUCAAGAGGUUAAUGCAUUCACGACGGCUCGCCCCAAGAAUUGGAGUCUCCUACAUUGGCUCGCUUAUUGGGCUGUCGGCUUCCAGACGUCGAUGAGCGACUACGCAGCGAAGAUUGACGUCUUACUGGCUAAGAUGUUCUCCCUCAAGCGAUACGCUCUGCCCACGAACCGGAACGCUAUAGAACAGUAUCUAGGGACCGUAUGGACUCGCAUCUCCACCCUCACCGCGGCGUUUCGCCGUGUGGAAGUGGAUGAGGCGCUCUUGCGCAAAUUCGAGGACUAUACCGAGUCAGAAGAAGAUCGUCUGCUACGAAACUUGGAGACAGUCAAGUACGACAUCGAUGCGCGAGACACCCUCGAGCUGAUACGCGGCCCUGGUCGAGUCGAAAAGCAUUUGUUUCCUUUGCUUUACUUGCUCCUGAAGCGCGAUUUUGAGAUAAUGCGACUUGCACGCACGCAGUGUCUCCAUGUGGAUGAGCUGUUCGACUCGAUGUCCACAGUCAUGUGGGUAAUGGAGGCUGUCAACGAACGUCAUGAUAGCCUUGCAGAUCUGUUCAAGCAACAGAAGCUAGACCCUGCUCAGCAAUUCAAGAUCUUCGCUUUUGAGAUGUUCAAGUAUUGGCAUGACGAGACAGAGAUCUGGUCGAUGAAACGGCUCAAAGAAGCCAAGUUCCUCGAAGUCCCUUACGACGACAGUCUGGAGGCUCAAGGUGUUCAGCCCGCGAGCGUCAUCAAUUACCCUCUAAGAAGCGUUGAAGAGCUCCUCAGUACACACGAAUCUUGGCUCUGUUCAAGCAAAUAUUGUCCACAUUUGGUCAGCGCUACAACUAUUUUCCUUCGCAGAUUGGGUCAUUGGUCUGGCUUCUGCGCAAAGGAUGAUCUGUAUCCUUCGCAAGCGAUGUUCUCUCUCGAUCUACACGUUUGCCCUAACAACCCGAAGCAGUUCCAAUGCAAUGGAAUUGCGCCUAAUGGUACGGACUGGAGCCUCACAGGAGACUACACCAUUAUGGAGGGAGGGGUAGUGCAGUACAACUUCAGCGUCCGAUACGUCGCCCGUUUUGCCACCCAGCACUUCUCCGGUCGGCUCGACGAACACGGGUCGACGCUGUCCGGUACCUGGGGUUUCGAUGACAAGCCAUUCGUGUUCUACUUCAAGCGUCUUCCUUCCGAGCUGAUGCGCUUCUAUCCCUCUCCUGCGGAGCUUGCGAGCAAUAAGGCUCGAGCGCUGUGGCACUUCGCGACUUCCGCCAUUCACGCGCAGGUACAGCGUGACAUGGGUUCAUGGAAUUGGCUCCAGGAACGCUGGCAGAGGGGAAAGCGCUACGUUGAGCUCACCGUUCGCCGGGAGUUCUACCAACUCACCUCAGAGGAAACCGCCGACCUCGCCAGAUGCCAUCGCAUCAUGACACCGGAGGAGGCUGGCUUGUACCAAAUAUUUAGAGACCUGCGCGAGAGAGCGAUUCCAAUGCACACCUUGAUACACUGUGCAGCAUGCGGAGAUAACAUCAGAGGCAGCCGCGUUACAUGUCUCUGCUGCGGGAUGAAGACUACAAUCGACCUGUGCGACAAGGAGAGCUGCCUCGCCUCAGAGAUCGGGCUAGAUGCUCGUGAUGACCUCACCUCACCUCAUCUUCCUUCGCACGAAAUGUUCAAGAUGAGAAGGGCGAUCCAUCCUUUCCGCGAGUUCGGAGAGAUGUACCGCGCCGCACAGUCCGCCCUGAAGACAGCACGUCAGGUCUUCGCUGCCACUUCUGCGCAGCAGGCUGGGGCUAGCGUCGAGAACGGGUCACCGCAAUGCGUGAAGUGUGGUGAGCGCGCCUCGAUGCCGUGCUGGUAUUGUAUUGAAUGUGAAGCUAAGCUCAACGCCCGUAUUGAGACGCUAGAGGAGAAUAUCAAAGAAAUGGACUACAAGAUGCAGGGUGGAUUCGCUACAGUGGACGAGAGGAUUGCGGUUGAACAGGAGCAACUUCGGAACAGGAUGGACGAGCGGCUGCAUGCUCUCUCCAUGGUUAUGGACGAUCGACUGCAACGGCUGUCUGGGAGGAUGACAUCUCUAGACGAGCGGUUGGAGCGCAUCGAGGGUUUGCUUCUCGUCCUCGGGCAGAGGUUCUCCUCUCCUGGCUUUGGAGAUGGAUGGUUAUUUCAGGCCGCGGCGUCCUCCCAAAUCCACGUGCGCCAGUCCUCCUGGCAAGGUACACGAGCUGAUAGUCUCAACUACACCCCCGAGGCGGAAAGCGAGUUCUCUGCGUGGGUGAGGCGGAUGAGGAGAGCGGGUUGA